AAUUUUAUCGGUAAUCAUUUUUCAGGAUCUGAAAACAGCAUGUAUACGUAAGAGGAACAUCUGUUCCAAAGAGACAGUGAGAGAAAGCUUUGAAAAUUCUAAAUUAAAGAAAAAGAUGUCUCUAAACAUUUUUACUGUAAGCACAAGGGCAUUUUUUGACAAAACAUUACGCCUGGAACACAGUGACACAGAAAUCCCAAAGCUGCAGGAUGUUUUGAAGAAUAUUAACAACAGCAUCAACAAAGACCUGGCCAGAGAUUAUGUCAAUGAAGCGAAGGGAAUUUUGUCCUUGAUCAAAAGUGUGCAGUCGGAGACAGGCAAUGUGGUUCAGACAGGGGUCCACAAAAAAUUGGAGCAGAACCUAUGUAAGGCACUGGAGAAGUUAGGUUGGCAGUUUGACAUGCUUUGUUGUGUUCUGGAAAAGUGUCUCUCAGAUGGAGUGGAAGAGUCAGAGAGAUCAUGUCUUACCAGUGCAUGUUCCAUUAUAUCACCUAAUUUACCUCACGGCAAAGGAGGAUUCCAUAAAAUCCUCAAGGCGUUGUGUACAAAUGAUGGCUACCAUUGGUCAAAUGCAUGGGGUAUAGACUUGGAUCUAAACAUGGUAUUGGCCCAAAACAUGCACAAAAACUUUGAGGAGGAGUUUGAUUCCAUUUUUCCAGUCUAUUAUAAAACAGGAAAAUCAGUGCAAGAACAAAUUGAAAAAUUCAGUAUCAUCCAAAGUGACUCUGAGCACCCCAGAGCUUCAAUGUUUUAUCACAUUGACAACUUCAUCAAAAGAGAGGUGAGCAGUAUUACCAGAUCUUAGGAAAACAAGAAAUCA
Messenger RNA from Sinocyclocheilus anshuiensis, 820 nucleotides. Its product is annotated as nuclear GTPase SLIP-GC-like. Gene Ontology annotation, molecular function: GTPase activity. The record is from RefSeq and is a predicted model, not a curated record. The coding region runs from base 116 to 805 and encodes 229 amino acids. NCBI's taxonomy places the organism in Eukaryota, Metazoa, Chordata, Actinopteri, Cypriniformes, Cyprinidae. The transcript is spliced from 6 exons.